Messenger RNA from Paraglomus occultum, 2142 nucleotides. The record is from the annotation of a GenBank genome assembly. NCBI's taxonomy places the organism in Eukaryota, Fungi, Glomeromycota, Glomeromycetes, Paraglomerales, Paraglomeraceae.
AUGGUUAGCUUUGUCUGUGACAGUUGUCAAGAAACUAUCAAGAAACCAAAAGCAGAGCAGCAUUUCGCUCGCUGUCGCGAUGCCCAGUUAACAUGCUUGGACUGCUCCCAGACAUUCUACGGCUCCGCUUAUAAAACGCAUACUAGCUGCAUUACUGAGCAGGAAAAAUAUCAAAAAACUCUAUUUCAGGGAAAAAAGGUGUGGAUCAAUAAUUGUCCGAGUUGGUAUAUUAAUGUUCUGGUUCAAAGCAAAUCCAAUCCUAUCUUCAGCAUUGGAACGAGAGCGGCUCUAAGUCAUAGUGAGAUUCUUAGUAGACGAAACGAAUUACAAGGAAGAGCAUGCUUGGCUGAAGAUAACGUGGAUUUUUCUCAACUAUCUAAAGAAUACGACCCAAAAAAUUUUAUCAAAAUAUACAAAUUUCCGAUUUGUGUAUUUUCUGAUGGGACCAUAAUUAAAAGUCUUGGAAUUGAUAACAAUAAACAAAAUGGCAAUAAAAUUCCUAGGAAAAUUGAACGUCCGCCUGAACAAGAAAGCGAAAGUGGGAAUGAAAGCGAUGUCUUGAGCGAUAUAGAAAAAUCCAAGGAAAGUGCAACAAAGAACACCAAAACGCCAUCUAAUAAAGCAAGCGAAAGCGAGAGCGAGAGCGAGGUUGAUAGUAUAAUUGAGAAAGUUGAAACAAACGGAGUAAAAGAUACUGAAACUGAGGGAAACGGGAUAAAUGAUAUUAAAAGCUCAUCCGCUGAAUCGAGCGAAGGAGAGGGUGAAACGGACAGUGAAAGCGAGCGUGAGAACGCAAGUGAAAAAGUUGAGGCGAACAAAGUAAAUGAUACCGCCAGCUCCAAAAAUAAAAGAGUUGAGACAAACGGAGUAAAGAAUACCGAGAGUACAUCGGAUGAAUCAAGCGAAAGCGAGAGUGAAGAUGAACAAAUUCAGUCAAAAGCAGCGAAUAAUAGUGUAAGUGGGAAAAUUGAAACAAACUCGGUAAAGAAUGCCAAGGGCUCAAUCGACGAAUCAAGUGAGAGGGCAAAGCAAACUGAGGAGGUCAGGUCAAAGGCAAAGACUCAGAAUUUAUCCGACGAAGCAAGUGACGCCGAUAAUGAAAGUGAGAGUGAUAGUGAGAGUGAUAGUGAGAGUGAUAGUGAGAGUGAUAGUGAGAGUGAUAGUGAGAGUGAUAGUGAGACUGAUAGUGAGAAUAAAAAUGAAAGUGAGAAAGCUAAGACAGGCACAGUAAACCCCACCGAAAAAUCAGGUGAAAGCAAUAAUGAGAAAACCAAGACAAACAAUGCAAAGAACACUAAUAGCUUAUCCAAUGAAUCAAGUGAAAACGAUUCUGAUAAAAAUCUUGCAUCGACUACUAGUUCGAGAAACAAACGAAAAUUGGAGUCACAGUCCGAAGAUUCAUCCUCCAAAAGUGGUCUCUCAUCGGAAGGUGAACAUACUAACUCCUCUCGCAAAGCUACUUCUAAAACGUCAUUACCAAAUGGCAAAGCUUUGAAUGGAAAGAAGACUCAAUCGAAAGUCUUGCAUAAAAUCUCCGGCUUACCUGAAAAGAAAUCGGAGGUAAAGGCAAAGAGCGAAUCAAAACGAGCCAAUAAUGGUCAAGACGAGUCGGAUUAUGAACCCGAAGACAGUCCAGCAUCUUCUGAAAGCGAUAUUGAAAGUUCGAAACGGUCAAAGAAAGUUGUCCAAGCAAGAAAGAAACCAAGGUUAUCUGACUCUACAAUAAAGGCCAUCUCGUCAAAAGGAUCGGUUAAAAACGAUACGGAAAUAAUACUAAAUAAAUCUCAGCCUAAUGGGAAAUCAUCAACUCAGAAGGAUAAUAGCCGACCAAAGGAAUCGGUCUCUUCUGAAAAGAAACACCUUGCAGACCAAGAUAAUGCACCUCCCGCCAAAAGACGUAAAGUUAACAAUAGCAUGAUUGCAAAUGAGUCGGAUUUUGGUUUGAGCAUGCCAGCGACUGUGCGAGAUACGCUCAAGCAAAUAAAGGAAAAGGAACUUUCGCUUGAUAAAUUACAGGAACUCGUAGUCCAAAGGUUUGCCGCAGUUCCCACAAAUAGUACGUCGCCCGAGGAGUUGAGGAACCAGUUUCUCAAAAACAUCGUAUUAGUACAGAAUACGAGAAGUAUAACGGUGAAGAAGUGA